This is a messenger RNA of Medioppia subpectinata, 705 nucleotides long. NCBI's taxonomy places the organism in Eukaryota, Metazoa, Arthropoda, Arachnida, Sarcoptiformes, Oppiidae. The record is from the annotation of a GenBank genome assembly.
GACAUACACGGCCAAUACUACGACCUGCUGCGGCUGUUCGAGUACGGCGGGCACCCACCGGAGGCCAACUACCUAUUUCUGGGCGAUUACGUGGAUCGUGGUAAACAAUCAUUGGAGACCAUAUGCCUGCUCAUGGCUUACAAAAUAAAGUACCCUGAAAACUUUUUCCUAUUACGGGGCAAUCACGAGGCGGCGUCAGUCAACCGCAUCUAUGGCUUUUACGAUGAAUGCAAACGCCGGUAUAACAUAAAGCUAUGGAAAACAUUCAUCGAUUGUUUCAAUUGCCUUCCGGUGGCCGCCAUCGUUGACGAGCGUAUAUUUUGCUGUCACGGAGGGCUCAGCCCCGACCUCCAGUCCAUGGAGCAGAUCCGGCGCCUACACCGGCCCACAGACGUGCCCGACUCGGGCCUCAUGUGCGACCUGUUGUGGUCGGACCCGGAAACUGAGUGCAAGGGUUGGGCCGAGAAUGAAAGGGGCGCCGGCUUUGCCUUUGGCUCCGAAAUUGUGGCCAAGUUUUUGCAUAAACACGAUAUGGAUCUAAUUGUGCGAGCUCAUCAGGUUGUAGAGGACGGUUACGAGUUUUUCGCCAGACGCCAAUUGGUCACAAUAUUCUCGGCGCCCAACUAUUGCGGUGAGUUUGACAACGCGGCUGCGCUCAUGUCGGUCGACGAGUCACUCAUGUGCUCGUUUCAGGUCAGUUACUGA